Molecule: messenger RNA, 1917 nt
Organism: Fraxinus pennsylvanica
Lineage: Eukaryota; Viridiplantae; Streptophyta; Magnoliopsida; Lamiales; Oleaceae
Source: the annotation of a GenBank genome assembly
AUGGCUGCAAAACAUUGCACAGCAAGUUUUGUGGACAUGGAAUCUAAGAAAUGCAUUAUUCAUACACCAACUGUAUAUGCAAAACAAUCACUUCAAUUUGCCACUCAAAGACAUAAUAAUCAGUUUUGUUCACUCUCCAUGAAUGGCUGCCGAGGUGAUCCAAGGGCUCCAAUUGGAACCAUUGAAACUCGAACUUUUCCAGCCGUCCCGAACCUGGCAUUGGCUAUGGGCAACCUCAAUUCCGCGAUUUUCGACAUGAAAUCCAACCCUCCACCAUUUGAUUCUGGAAUUAUUCGUCUCGAGGUGCCAAUUCUGCAGCGGAUUGAAGCUCUAGAUUGGCUUCGUGCGCAGAGCCAUCAGCUUCUUCCUCGAUGUUUCUUCUCUGGUCGCAAUCCAAGCAAUGUCGACUGCAUCGAGAAUGGCAGCACUUCAAAUGAGCAUCAACACAAGCUUGUCAGUGUUGCCGGGAUAGGUUCUGCAGUGUUCUUUCGCCACCUCCAUCCAUUCUCGUUGGACGAUUGGCGCGCCAUAAAAAGGUUCUUAUCCAAGAAGUGUCCACUGAUUCGUGCUUAUGGGGCUAUCCGCUUUGAUCCGAUGGCUAAUAUAGCUUCUGAAUGGGAAGCUUUUGGAAGUUCAAUGAUUGCUGCAACGGUUGCAUGGGACAGUGCCCUGUCAUGGACAUAUAGAAAAGCAGUUUCUUCAGUUGAGGCUACAAUAUGGCAGGUUUCUUCUGCUGUCAAGAGAUUAAAUAAAGACACUCCUCAGGCUAUUGUGCUCAGCCAGGCACAUAUUCCUAAUAAAAUAUCAUGGGAUUCAGCCGUUAGGCGAGCCUUGGACAUGAUAAACAGGAAAAACUCAAUGCUAAUAAAGGUUGUGCUUGCACGUAGCAGCAGAGUACUGACGACAAUAGAUAUUGACCCUUUAAUGUGGCUGUCAUGCUUAAAGAUUGAAGGGGACAGUUCCUAUGCCUUUUGUCUUCAGCCUCCUGAAUCUCCUGCAUUUAUUGGUAACACUCCAGAGCGACUAUUUUAUCGAGACCGACUAACCAUUUCUAGCGAUGCUUUGGCUGGAACACGAGCCAGAGGUGGAUCAGAGUCUCUGGAUGUGCAGAUAGGAAAUGAUUUACUUUCCAGUCCUAAAGACCACCACGAGUUUACUGUAGUUCGGGAAUAUAUUAGAAGAAAACUAGAGACUGUAUGUUCCAGCAUAUUGAUUGAACCUGAAAAAGCUCUACGAAAACUUCCAAGAGUUCAACAUCUUUAUGCUCGAUUGACAGGGACAUUGGAGAGAGAAGAUGAUGAGUUUAAGAUUUUGUCAUCCCUUCAUCCAACUCCAGCUGUUUGCGGGUUUCCUGCUAAAGAGGCACAGAUUUUAAUAGCAGAAACUGAAAUGUUUGACAGAGGAUUAUAUGCUGGUCCUGUUGGAUGGUUUGGCUGUGGGGAAAGUGAGUUUGCAGUGGGAAUAAGGUCAGCCUUGGUUGGCAAGGGUUUUGGUGCAUUGAUUUAUGCGGGAACUGGUAUAGUGGAAGGAAGUAAUUCUGCCCUGGAGUGGCAGGAACUGGAGCUGAAGACAUCACAGUUCACCAAAUUGAUGAAACCUGCGCCUCUGUUGUUGAGGGGAGAAAAUAGAAUAGUAGUACAAAAAGAAACGUUUGACGGAGGAUUAUAUGCUGGUCCUGUUGGAUGGUUUGGCUGUGGGGAAAGUGAGUUUGCAGUGGGAAUAAGGUCAUCCUUGGUUGGCAAGGGUUUUGGUGCAUUGAUCUAUGCCGGAACUGGUAUAGUGGAAGGAAGUAAUUCUGCCCUGGAGUGGCAGGAACUGGAGCUGAAGACAUCACAGUUCACCAAAUUGAUGAAACCUGCGCCUCUGUUGUUGAGGGGAGAAAAUAGAAUAGUAGUACAAAAAGUGGCGGAUCGCUAA